AUGCCAGAAGAGUGCGCCAUUGGUUGUCUGAAAUCCCAGAUCAACGAUCGCCACUGUACCAAGAGAUGCAAUGUCACAGAAUGUCUAUACGAUGGAGGUGACUGUCUGAACGCAAUGACAACGCGAGAGUGCUACCCUGGAUGUGACUGGGGUAUGGUCGGCAACGGAGUCUGCAACCCCAGAUGUCAAGUGAUCGAGUGUUCAUUUGACGGUGGUGACUGCCAUGGCAAACAAGAAGAUGACGCCAAGUAUUGUGCACCUGGAUGCCCUCUGACAAGCAUGGGCGAUGGACACUGUGAUCCAGAGUGUUACGUGGAGUCGUGCCAGUUUGAUUAUGAGGACUGCCCGACUCCUCCGCCCAAGCGCAACUAUAAGGAGUGCAGCCCUGGAUGUGCCAAUAAUAAGGUGCGGGACGGUACAUGUGACAUUGAGUGCUAUGUCCAUGACUGCGAGUUUGACGGUGGCGACUGUCGUGAAGAGACCGUAAGGAAUAGAGAGUGUGCCAAGGGGUGCAAGAUCAAGUACGUCGGUGAUGGCUGGUGUGACGCUGCCUGCAACCACUUUAUGUGCAACAAUGACGGUGGUGACUGCAACUCGCCAAUGGAUGAGGCGGCCCUGAGCCUGUGCGACGCAGGCUGCACCCGUGACAUGUUGGCCAAUGGUGUCUGUGACCCGAUAUGCAACACAUUCGAAUGUGGCUACGAUCAUGGUGACUGUGGCUCGCUCGAGACUCUGACCAUCAACGCCAAUGCCCGCGCCUCUCGUCUAGGCUACGCCAGCCGGGUGGACCCCAAGUGCGAGGUGAUCCCACCAGAGAUGAAGUACUGUGGUGUGAACCAGUCGACCACUGUCCUGUCGAGUCGCGCCUGUCACUACGCCGACAAGCUGAUGCACUUUAGACAGGUGCGUGACAAUCCUAGUACCAAGGAGGAGUUGGCAUGCUUCGAUGUUCAGACACAGUUUGUGUGUGCACGUGGUUGUGUCGGUUGCAGCGGUGGCACUGGACAACCAGUGUGCAGCUCACUCUGUGAACUAUACAAGACGACUUGUGAGGGAAUCAAAGGUGUGGACCUCACCGAUGUUGACUGCUCAAAUGAUGCUCAGUUCUCUUCAAACCCUGCUCAGUGUACUCUUGUAGCCAACUUACGUGCAAGUAGUGCUAGUAUUAUUGUUGGAUCACAGUUGCUGAUAAUGGCGAGUGUUGUCGCAAUGGCUACACUCAUACUUUGA
This is a messenger RNA of Acytostelium subglobosum LB1, 1230 nucleotides long. RefSeq lists its product as hypothetical. The record is from RefSeq and is a predicted model, not a curated record. The transcript is spliced from 2 exons. Gene Ontology annotation, cellular component: Golgi apparatus. Lineage: Eukaryota; Evosea; Eumycetozoa; Acytosteliales; Acytosteliaceae. Bases 1 to 1230 code for a protein of 409 amino acids.